Messenger RNA from Schistocerca nitens (vagrant locust), 2295 nucleotides. RefSeq names its product cytochrome P450 9e2-like. Gene Ontology annotation, molecular function: iron ion binding; oxidoreductase activity, acting on paired donors, with incorporation or reduction of molecular oxygen; monooxygenase activity. The transcript is spliced from 8 exons. The record is from RefSeq and is a predicted model, not a curated record. NCBI's taxonomy places the organism in Eukaryota, Metazoa, Arthropoda, Insecta, Orthoptera, Acrididae. The coding region runs from base 147 to 1682 and encodes 511 amino acids.
GAGGUUCCCUCUAGCGGCGUCGCGUGACACAGCGUCAGUUCGAAUUGGCAAGAGCGACUAAACGCCAGGAGCUCUGUGUGUAGCGAUCAGUUUCACCUGACAGCGGCGCUGGCAGACUGCUCCGGCGCCCCCGCUGAGGUGGAGGGAUGUGGCUGGCCGCUGCCCUGCUCGGUGUUUGCGCCGCCUGCUGGCUGCUGUGGAGGUACGGCCACUUCCGGCGCGCGCGGCUGCCCUUCAUCCCUCCGUGGCCCGUGGUGGGCAACAUGGGCGCCGUCGCCCUCAGGCAGACGCCCUUCCACGACCUGGCCGCCCACUUCUACCGCAGCCUGGCCCCCCACCGCUGCGGGGGCCUCUUCACCUUCACCACGCCCGUCCUCCUGGCCAGGGACCCACAGCUGAUUGGACUGCUCUUCGCCAAAGAGUUCGACCACUUCACUGACCGACAAGAGCUCAUCCCGGAAACUGCCGAUCCGCUUUUUGGGAAAAGCCUCUUCGGUCUACAAGGGCAACGAUGGAGAGACAUGCGUCGCGUCCUGAGUCCCGCUUUUACACCAAACAAGAUGCACAACAUGGUGCCUCUAAUUCAAGAAAUUGGUCAUCAGAUGAGGGACUACUUAGCAAAUGAAAUGAAAGAAGGGGAAAGCAUCACAGUUGAAGCAAAAGAUUUCUUUUCGAGAAUUAGUAAUGAUGUAAUUGCAUCGACUGCAUUUGGUGUCCGAAUUAACUCGCUGGUGGAUAGAAAUAAUGAUUUCUACUCCAUGGGAAAGGAGGUUACUGAUUUUGGACCACGAAAAAGUUUCAUUAUAUUCGGCUAUCUUCUCUUCCCGAAGAUAAUGGAGGCACUCGGCAUCAAGUUCAUGAGAGAUAAGUGCUACAAGUUCUUCACUUCUUUGAUUAUGGAGGCAAUUGCUCAACGGGAGACCCACCAUGUCUUACGUCAUGACAUGGUGCACCUGUUGAUGCAAGCUUCCAAAGGUGAACUCCAAGACACAUCUGAUGACAGCAGCAACAAGAAGUCUUCUACCCUACAGGAUAUAGACCUUGCUGCACAAGCAAUGAUUUUCAUCUUCGGUGGUUCUGAUACAAUUUCAAAUCUCAUGAGCUUCACAGCUUAUCUAUUAGCAAAGCAUCAAGAGGUGCAGCAAAAACUUCACCAAGAAAUAGAUGAGCUUCUGCAUGAAAAACACGAUAAAGGUUUCACAUAUGAGGAUGUUGCAGCUUGCAAGUAUUUGGAUAUGGUAAUAUCAGAGUCCCUUCGUCUGUAUCCACCAUUUGCAGUGAUGGCUCGUAAGUGUGUGAAAGCAUACAAAGUCCCCGAGUCAGAAACAGGGGAGCCAGCCAUUAAUGUGAGUCCUGGUGAUAUUCUGUGGUUCCCAAUAUUUGGACUGCAUGCUGAUCCUGAAUUGUUCCCAAAUCCAGAACUGUUCGAUCCAGAACGUUUCAGUGAUGAUAGAAAGGAACUUAUUAAACCAUAUUCGUAUAUUCCAUUUGGAGUUGGACCUAGAUUCUGCAUCGCUAAUCGUUUUGCACUGAUGGAGGCCAAAGUGCUGUUGAUCUAUCUAUUGUCACAGUUCACCAUUGAGCCAUCAGAUCGGACACCCAGUCCACUUAAAUUCACAGCUACUGGUUUCAGUCUAAUGGUUGAUGGUGGUCUUUGGUUGAGUAUAAAACCACGAAAUUAACAAAAUAUAUACAGCUCACACUGAAUCUGGCACAUAUUAUAUGUGCUACAGAACUCAUGGGGAAAAAAAGCAUGAUGGAAUAUGUGCAAGAAGUAUUCUAACCUCCAACUAUUUCCUAAAAUGUAUCAUUAAUUCCUAUAUCUAUUUGUACUGGCAUUACAAAGUCAUGAUAGGAUGACUAAGUCAAGAUCAAGCUAAAACUUUUAAUUUGAUCAGAAGAUUAGAGUUUUUCAUGUGUUCACCUGCAUGAAGCACUACAGUGUUGCAAGGGUCAAUAGCACCCAUAACUAAAGUCUAAGACCAUCUCUUGUACUCACCCAUGAGGCACAUUUGUGGUUUCCUUCUCUGAAAACCUUCGCUGUUGUGGUUACACUUUCAGUUUUGUGAAAUGGAGGAUUCGUGGACAAUGGCAGGUUCAUACAGUAUGGAGAACUGAAUUUACAGCAAGUACCGAUGUGAAUUUGUAUUGUUUGAUGGAUAGUUAACACUUCAGAAUAUUCCACAAAUUUGAUAUUAAAUGGGGAUCUGAUUUCUAAUAUAAACAGUUCAUUACUGGUAUGUUUUGUUGUUGCUCUGAAAAUGAUGCAGUGUGAAUAAAUGGUACUAAACCCAA